AUAGAGCUACGGGCAGACACAGAAGAUCAGAAUCUGACGCAUAGAAACAGAGAAGGAAAAAUGAAGCUCCAACAAGUCCUCUGCUUGUGCAUGCUACUGGUGGCAGCUUGGGCUACUGAGUUUGAAGACAUUGGGGGAGGUGUUCGUGGAAAUCGCCCAGUUGAGCAUGGCUACAAAGCGUCUGACACAUGUAAAACAGAGAAGGACUGGCCAAUGUGCACGGAUGGUGACUGGGGCCCCAAAUGUCCAUCUGGGUGCCGGAUCCAAGGCCUCCUGGACAAAACUGAUCACAAUCUUCUGACCAGGAUCGACAAGAUUCGCCAACUCCUUGACCAGUAUCGUCAGAAGUACCGCUCCACCGACCAGUCAUCCAAGCAGACAUAUGACUACCUUCGUGAUCGUCUCACCACCAGCUCAGGCGAUGACAACAAGUACAUGUCACUGGCGGAGUCCUUGAGGAAGAGGAUUGUGGAGGUCAAGAUUAAGAUCGAACGCCAGCUGAGAAUUCUGGAGGCCCUCAAGACACGGGUCAGGGAACAGGUCAUAGAGAUGCAGAGGCUGGAGGUGGACAUCGACAUGAAGCUGCGCAGCUGCAAGGGCUCAUGUGCUGAGUACGCCAAGUUCACUGCGGACCGGGAGAGCUAUGUGGCUAUUGACAAGCAGCUGGACCAGCUGGAGUCCAUCCGGGUCAACAGUGUGGAGUCAGUGGGCUCCCUGCGGGUGAUGAAGAGUCGUGUACUGAAGGAGGUGACCGUGCCGUCCAUCUACAAGUCUGGGCUGGGCAGCGAGGCGGAGGAGCAGAAGCAGUACUUCGCGGAUGUCGGCCAGGCUGAGCUCAUACUGCAGGGCGAUGGGGGCACCACCCACAGAGGGAGCACGUCACCACUUACGGCCUCUUCAUCAUCACACCCCCACUCAUCAUCUUCAUCAUCCCCCCACUCAUCAUCAUCAUCAUUUCCUCACUCAUCAUCAUCAUCGAUUCCCUGA
Messenger RNA from Alosa alosa (allis shad), 987 nucleotides. Its product is annotated as fibrinogen alpha chain-like. Gene Ontology annotation, biological process: blood coagulation; protein polymerization; platelet activation. Gene Ontology annotation, cellular component: fibrinogen complex. The record is from RefSeq and is a predicted model, not a curated record. The coding region runs from base 61 to 987 and encodes 308 amino acids. Lineage: Eukaryota; Metazoa; Chordata; Actinopteri; Clupeiformes; Clupeidae. The transcript is spliced from 6 exons. Gene Ontology annotation, molecular function: signaling receptor binding.